Messenger RNA from Seminavis robusta, 1003 nucleotides. The record is from the annotation of a GenBank genome assembly. NCBI's taxonomy places the organism in Eukaryota, Bacillariophyta, Bacillariophyceae, Naviculales, Naviculaceae.
GGAAUCGCUCGAACCGAAAGUACGAGACGCAGAAGACUCCAAAGCUAUGUCACCACCAGCUCCGGUGCUAGCACUUUCCAAGCGUCGUCCUGUCUUGGCUCAGCAGCCUUCUGUGCUCCAAGCCCCUCAAAUCGAUGUUCUCCGCCCUCAAGGGCAAGAAAAUGCAUUUGCUUCCAACCUCAAAGUCGACCCUCAAACACUUGUCCCAGGCAGUGGACAGGCCCUCCAAGAUUCAUAUCCACAGACAGAUGUCCCCAAGAUCGACGUCAAGUUUUACCUCCAUAACGCGUGUCGAACCUUUACGACAGAGAAAGACGUCGUGGAGAUUGCCCUCUCCAUGGAUCCUCAAGCCAUUUGUCGCCAAGAGGACCAUAACGGUGCGCCCUCCAAGGCCAAGAAGGGAAGGGAGACCAUCACCUUCCUCCCUUGGAAGACCUUUACUCCUCGGGCAGAACGAUACUCGUACCCUGUGAAUGUUGCACUUCAGAACAAGGCCAGCAUGGACGUCAUGUCCGUUUUGGUGUAUUCGGGUCCAGAUGUCUUGCUCCAACAAGAUGGAUAUGAUCAAAGAUGCUCGCUAUCGAUUGCUCUUUCUCACAAUCCAAAGGAUCUGGAUCUGAUCGAUCUGGUGUUGUUUGCCAACAUGAAGGCCAUCAAUCUCCAAGAUCCAAAACUCAACUACCCAUUGCACGUUGCCGCCUCCAAGGGAGCAAGCGUCGAUGUGUUGAAACGUUUGUACACAUACUUUCCAGCUGCCCUUUUAAAGCCGAACUUGAACGGUGAAACACCCUAUGACAUUGCGCGACGUUCCAUGUUGGUAGACGAAAGAGCUCUCAAGUUUUUGCAAAAGAAACACUUUGAAGGAUGCCUGCAACGAGCCCGACGCAACUUUGGCCAAGUUCCAAAGAAGAGUGUCAACACUCCAUUGCCUCGUCCCGCCUAGCUAGCCAGAGCUAGGUACGCUAGACUACUCAAGCUACAUGCACAAUGAACUCCCUCGUCC